AAACUAUUAGAGCCCAAUUGGUUUAUACAAAUAAAUAUAUAUUUUUGUUUUGCCGUUUUAUUUGUAUUUGGAUAUAUAAAUGAUUUUAUGCUAUAUAUUGGUUUGAAACAAAUAAAGAUUAAGUCAGAGAAAAAUACAAAAGGUUAUACACCAUUAUACGGCACGUGGCAAAGUUUUUUCGCGCGACACAUCUAUCGUCGGGCGUGCGAUGCAUUCAAUCAGCCCAUCUCAUCUGUACCGGCCGGUAGUGUUCAGGUGCUCGAUAGAGAGUCUAAAGAUAAUAAAUAUACAUUUAAUUUUACGGGAAAAAGAUAUAAUGCAAUUAAUUUUGGUUCAUAUAAUUACUUGGGUUUCGCGCAAAACAUCGGUUGUAUUACUGAUAGAGUUAAUCAAACCAUAAGACAAUAUGGAGUGGGCAUUGGGUCAACACAUCAUGAAUUAGGUAAAUUAAAAAUUCACAAACAAUUGGAGCAAUUGUUUGCCAGAUUCUUAGGCGUCGACUCAUGUAUUAUGUUUGGUAUGGGUUUCGCCACAAAUACAAACAAUAUACCAAUUCUUGCGGGAAAAGGAUGUCUUAUAUUAGGUGACCAAUUGAAUCACGCGUCUCUUAAAUCGGGAAGUUUUAUAUCGGGUGCAACUUAUCGUACAUUUCCACACAAUAAUAUGUGUGAAUUGGAGAAUAUUAUCAGAGAUGCCAUUGUUAUCGGCGAUCCAAUAACUGGACUGAAAUGGAAAAAAAUUAUUUUAUUAGUAGAGGGAGUCUAUAGUAUGGAAGGAACUAUAUGUAAUCUACCUGAGCUAAUAUGUUUGAAAAAGAAAUACAAAUGUUAUCUAUAUGUCGAUGAGGCCCAUAGUAUCGGUGCCAUCGGUCCCAAUGCUCGCGGAGUAACAGAUUUUUUUGGUUGCAAUACAGAAGACAUAGACUUAAUGAUGGGAACACUGACUAAAAGUUUUGGUGCAUCGGGUGGUUAUAUUGCGGGACACAAACAUAUUAUUGAUUAUAUCCGCAUCAAUACGUAUAGCGCUUACGCAACUAAUAUGUCGGCACCAGUUGUACAACAGAUUAUAUCUGUUGUAAAAAUACUAAUGAAACAAAUGGGAGGCAAUGAAGGAAUAUUAAAAGUUCGACAAUUAUCUGAAAAUACCCGAUAUUUUCGCAAACGAUUAACAGAAAUGGGUUUCAUUAUCAUUGGACAUCCAGAGUCACCCGUUAUACCUCUAAUGCUUUAUUUUCCAUCAAUUGCAGUAGUUGCAGUUAAAAAUGGUUUGAAAGCUGGCAUCGCUACAGUAGCUGCCGGAUACCCGGCCACAUCACUAACCACUACUCGACUAAGAUUAUGUAUGUCUGCUUCACAUACAAGGGAACAGUUAGACAAAGCACUUGAUAUUAUUAGUGACAUUGGAGACCAUUGUUGUAUUAAAUAUGCUAAAUAUUGA
Molecule: messenger RNA, 1437 nt
Organism: Oppia nitens
Lineage: Eukaryota; Metazoa; Arthropoda; Arachnida; Sarcoptiformes; Oppiidae
Product: serine palmitoyltransferase 2-like
Exons: 7
Coding region: 88-1437 (449 amino acids)
Biological process (GO): ceramide biosynthetic process; sphingosine biosynthetic process
Cellular component (GO): serine palmitoyltransferase complex
Molecular function (GO): serine C-palmitoyltransferase activity; pyridoxal phosphate binding
Source: RefSeq, a predicted model, not a curated record